UGUACCCUAUAUCUGGAUAGAUGUGCCAUCUUCUCUAGAGGGCCGUUGCGAGUUUAUGACCUAACGCAGGGCAAUAUCAACACCAAGAUAUCGCAAACACCGCAAAUGUGGUUCCGCCCUAUACCCUUCAUCCUCAUCAAGGAUGAGGAGCUGACAUACCACGGGAAGAUACUAAGUGUCAGGUAUGAAGAAGGGCGACUUCGAGCAAUUCACGAGGCGAUGUGCAUCAGCGAGCACCGGGGCCAGCCAAGGGUAAGGCCCAACUUGAUCAUGCCAGACCGAAGAUAAAGAGGAGAUUGCCAACGCCAGCUAGCUUCCCAGCGACACCCUUCGCCCGAGAAUCCAGAUAAGUCUUUGAGUCCAAAGGUCGGACUAUGAUAACGGAUAGGCUAUGGAGUGGGAAAUAUUUCUACGGCCGCCAUAGAGCUGGGAGAGUUUUGUCCCUAUGGAGGAUAUGUAUUGGGCGGGUGGAUGGACGCUAUCUAGCAGA
Fusarium redolens is the source of this 490-nucleotide messenger RNA. RefSeq lists its product as uncharacterized. The transcript has a single exon. NCBI's taxonomy places the organism in Eukaryota, Fungi, Ascomycota, Sordariomycetes, Hypocreales, Nectriaceae. The annotation marks the transcript as partial. The record is from RefSeq and is a predicted model, not a curated record.